GUCUUGUGGGGCCGAUUAAGGUUUUGAUGUCGCGAACACCCAGCCAGCCAUCUUCGACCAGCCUCGCGACCAGCCUCCGUCCUCGUUUCCUCAUAUCAAGACCCUUCUCGUACUCAGCCCUCCCUUCCUCUUCUUCUUCUGGUGUUUAUCUUCUACUUCUCUCGAGCCUCUGCGGUCUCGGCUCAUUCCAGAGAGACUCAUGCGCUUGUUUGCACUCGCGCUCGCGCUCUCGCUCCGGGCGGUCCUCGCUCUCAACCUCAAGACCGUCGAUCUCCCGGCAAUCGAUCUCGCUGCCUUCGGUCAGGUCGGUUUCUCUGGCGACUUCAGCGGACUCUCCGUGUACAAGUAUGCGAGCCAGCAGUCGACAACGACCUCAGGAACCACCAAACUGUCCUCAAGCACUACUACCGAAGACUCACUGCUGCUCUCCCAAAGCGAAAACAUUUUCCUCGACCUUCUCCAGACCGAUGGUGUCGUACGCUCAAUGUGUCUGAUAGACUCAGAUCUCUAUCUUGCAGGAAACUUCACAAAAGUCGGAACAGUGCGUGCAAAGGCUGUCGCCAGAGUAGACAUCAGCUCAGGCGAUGUUUACAGUCUUGACAAUGGCCUCUCUGGUACCGCAAACGCCGUUCUCUGCGACCCAGAGCACGAGCUGGUGUACUUUGGUGGCCAAUUUACCAACAACGUUGCUAUCUGGGACACCUCUCUGGAGCAAUGGGCCGAUAUCCCAUUCACAAGUCUCAACGGUGGUCCCGUCCACGCCAUAGUUGCUCGCGACAACAACAUUGUUUUUGGCGGCAAAUUCACCGGACUCGGCAACUCGUCAACAGACUCAACCUCAUCAUCCGAAGAUUCAGACUCUGCUCUGCAAGUUGUCAACAUGCGCUCCUCGACGGUCACCGUUCAGGGCAACUCCAACGGCACCUACGAUCUUCCCCGCUCAGUCAUUUGCGCCCAAAACUCAACGGCCGCAGAGAGUACAUGGCUAGCAGCCGAUGAAUCUGAGGCAGUAUGGACCGCUGAUUUUGCCUACGAAUUCAACCCCACAAAGUUGCGCCUUCGAAACGCUGAUGUUGACGAUCGAGGAACAAAGCUUUUCCGCUUUGUAGCCGAGCCCCUAAACGGAAUCCUCAAUCUCACUUACACUGACCCUGAAACCGGAGAAACCGAGUAUUGCGACGCAUGGUGUCCUCUCCCAAACAUCACCACCGCGGAGUACACUGAAUUUGAUUUUGUCGAUGUUAUCGGGAUCACUGGUUUCAGUCUGUACCUCUUGGAUUAUUAUGGCGAGGGUGCCGGAUUGUCUCAAGUCGAGCUUUUCCAGGAACGAAUCAUGACAUAUGCGGUCGACGACUACAACGAGCCUGACUCCUGCGGCCUUUCAGAGGUCAGCACUUCCUCAUACUCUGACGACGAAUGGACCACGGUUUCAUACGACAGCUCCGCAUACUUGACAACAACCGUCUCAGCAGAUAAUCUCACGGAUGCUGUUGUCAAGUUUUACCCCGACAUCCACGUCUCCGGAAACUACACCGUGAUGAUGUAUACCCCCGGUUGCACUGAAGACGAUACGUGCGACUCUCGAGGAACAGUUGACGUGACGAUCCAUCCCAAAGAUAACGGCAACAACAAGACAUCCACCUUAUACCAAACCAACUCUUAUGAAAAAUACGACGUGAUCUACGAGGGAUUUGUCGACUCCGUGUCAGAUUCCUUCCAGCCUUAUGUCGUAUUGAAGCCAACAGUCGGCCAGUCUGGAAACAUCACGAUUGUGGCUGAAAAGGUCGAGUUUGUGCUUAUCUCAACGACUGGAGGAUUGAACGGUCUCUUUGAAUAUGACCCAAGCAACUACACUUCUUCCUCAAACUCAUCAACAACAGAAAUCUACUCGACCGCAAUCAACGAGGCUGGUGAGGAUUUGGACGACGGAGCUGAGAUCUAUACGCUUGCCGUCACGGAUUCCAUGCUUUUUAUUGGUGGAAACUUCUCAAGCGAGAAAAUGAACAAUUUUAUGGCAAUCACUGAAGAUGGCGACAUUAUGACCGCUGACGGCGGCUUGAAUGACGCAAUUUCGUCGAUCGUUGCCAUUGAUGAUAUCGUUGUAGUGGGCGGAAACUUCACGUCGACGAUGUACAACUCAUCAGAAACUGACGGUCUGUCAUACGUCGCUCGAUACUCAAUCAAGAAGGAUUCGUGGAUCGCGCUCGGCGCUGGUGUCGACGGUCCAGUUACGAACAUUGCGCAAAUGUCUGUUCAAGUAUCUAAUACGACCUAUGACGCCCUUGCAAUCGACGGAGCAUUCACAGAGAUCAAAGAGAACGAUGAUGAUGAAGCAAUCGAAGCUGAUGGAUUGGCUCUUUGGUUGACAAAUUCAACGGAAUGGGCUGGUCGAACAGAUCUCGAGCUGCCUUACAUCAAAGGAUCUGUUUCAGCGUCUGUCGCUACGGAUAAUCAGACUUAUAUUAUUGCUGGAGAGUUGGAGACAGAGUCCUUGAGCACAUCUGGAGGAGCAACCGUGAAUGAGGAUUAUGAACUUGGUUCUAUGCCGUUUCAGUUUGAUUCGUCGAGUUCUUCUAGCGUUUCAAAACGAGCUACUAGCUCUUCAGAUUCCGACUUGAAUGCUAUCUACGCUGUUACCUACUUCACGAGAGAAAGCAAGCUGUACUCUGUAGCUGGAGGUUCCUUCUCUGCGGUUGAUUCAGAUGACAACUCAUUUAAAGACUAUAUUGUCUAUAAUGAUGACGGUGUGCAGUACGGAUUGACGUCAGACGAGCUCGACAGCAACCAGGGUAUCUUUGCGCUCUGCAACUACAACAACGAGUCGAUCGUCCUUGGUGGAUCAUUUUCAGGAUCGGUUGGCGACUCUGAGAUUGAGAAUAUCGCGAUUUGGGAUUUGGAGAGCCAAGCAUUGGCUUCGACUCAGCCCGACGGUUUGUCCGGAGACUCGCCUCAAAUCAACGCCAUUGUUGCUCGCCCCGGGUCUUCAUCAAUCGUUGUUGGUGGAUCGUUCUCAGAGGCUGGCGAUGUCUCGUGCGACGGCCUGUGUGUAUACGAUAUGUCGAAUGGCACUUGGUCGGCGCUGACUCGUGGUGUGGGUGGUAAUGUGACUUCUUUGACCUUCCUCGACAGCGACCGCCUCGUUGUCGCAGGAAACAUGACGACCGGAUCUGAAGUCAAGAGCUAUAUGGCCAUGUACGAUUUCAGCACUUUAUCUUGGGACGUGCUAGGGCAGAUGGCAUCAGAACUUCCUGGACCUGUGAAUGUUUUCGUCACCGCCAGCGGAAGUACGUCUGAUGCUAUUGUCGCGGGACAGUUUGCCGGGAACGACACAAAUUAUCUAUGGGCUUACGACGGCUCAUCAUGGGAAGAUAUAGGAUCUAGUCUCAAAUCUGGUUCAAUCAUCUAUGACGCGAAACUACUGCCGCUCAAAGACAGCCGAUCGACUUCAUCGAUUAUCCCCGAGAAUAUGGUAUUGCUGGUUAUGGGACAGCUUGUCCUUCCCAGCUACGGCUCAGUUUCGGCAGCAUUUUACGAUGGAAGUAGCUGGACUCCGUUUGUGUCCAGUACGAAGGACGAUGGGUCGGCUGGCUAUAUUUAUACUUUAUUCACGCAAGAUUCGAACGCGCUGGAGGACCUGCAGUCAAUAAUCGCGGAUAAUGAGAGUCAUAUGAAAGCCGGCUUUGUCGUCCUGAUAUCGCUCGCAAUCUCAUUGCUGAUAAUGUUUGUGAUUGUCCUCACGGCAUACACUGUAUCACAUCUACGAAGACGAUCAGAAGGCUACGAGCCCUUUUCAGUGAUCUACGAUACUCCGGACGAGCUAAUGACUCAAAGCUUGUCGCCGGCUGUGUUGUUUUCCGAACUCAACAGUAAAGAACGGAAUCAAGUUUGAAACUGAGUUCCUGUUUUGUUAUUGUUUUUUGGUGGUUAUGUAUAGAUGAUGCGAGUGUCACUCAUUUUUUUUCUAAUACCUGAGGAGGGGCGUGGCUUGCCUUACUCCUAUUGUUUUGUUUUGUUGUGUUUUGGGUAUACUCUGAUAUUCUUGUCUAUUUUCUUCAUUGCAUUCGGCGCAUCGUCUCUUUUUCCACAGUCACUCAUUUACAGACCUGGGCCCGGAGUUUUCUUGUGUUUAAUCGGUUUUUGUUUUCUUCCUAUGUUUACUAACUACAGUCACUCCUUAAGUACUAUCUUUGCUAUUUAUUUUAUUACUCUUAAUCACUUUUGUUUCUUUCGCACAUCAGUGCUGCUCAAAAUAAUACACUCUACAC
Molecule: messenger RNA, 4265 nt
Organism: Myxozyma melibiosi
Lineage: Eukaryota; Fungi; Ascomycota; Lipomycetes; Lipomycetales; Lipomycetaceae
Product: cortical protein marker for cell polarity-domain-containing protein
Exons: 3
Coding region: 200-3889 (1229 amino acids)
Cellular component (GO): plasma membrane of growing cell tip
Molecular function (GO): protein binding
Source: RefSeq, a predicted model, not a curated record